CCACCAUGAGUGCGGAUUCUGGGAUGCCGCACCAGCAGCAGAAGGACAUCAUCCAGUCCUUCUUCCAGUUCGACGCUGCGCGGGAUGCCGCAGAGCGCUUCUACAGUCGCUCCUCCGGUCCUCAGACGCCUGGGAAUUUCUCAUCUCAGCCGUCUCUGCCUCCGAUGCCCACUGGCAUGCAUUUCGGCUCAGAUGCCCUUCAGCAUAUGAUGCCUUCCAUGGACACGUCAGCACAGCAACAAGGUGUCCAACAGUCGUCCCAGCCCACGCCACAAGCCUUGCUCGAGCAACAGUUUCGGCUCAACCAGCUGCAGCAACUCCAGCAGCUCCAAAACCAGAUUUUCCAGCAGCAGCUGGAGCUUCUGAGCAGUCAAAAUGCGUUUGGGGGAGGACAGACACUUGCGGGACAGGCAAUGGGAGAUCGGCAGCGGGAGCAACAGCAGUAUGGUCUUCCAACACCAGGACCGUCCGGUGAACUGCGCGCACAACAGAGUCCCGACUUCGUCUCUCCUCUACUCUUGCAGUCCGGCGCUGGCCUGUCCACCAUGGCCCAGCAGCCACAUUCCUCUCGCCCGAUGUCUCCACCGCUCUCCAUGCCUUCGGGCUCGUCAGGCGCGGACCACGACUUCAACGACAUCUCGCCACUGACCAGCCCCUGGCUUGGACCCUUCAACAAUGCACAGGCGAUGCAGGGCUCGAGCGGGAGGGGAGAGACGUCCGUACCCAGGCCUUCCCGGAAGCGGCAGUCUUCUAUUAGGGCCGCUGCUCGACCCGGCCCCAACGCCCAGCAGAAACGCACGUCCAUGCGGGGGUCGCGGCAUGGGCCUGGACAUGUCGAUAUGAAUGAACUGCCAGGCGACUCACCGUCGCCGAUCGAGCUGCCCCCUAUGCCGCCUCCGGCGCACCCGCCUCAGCCGCCCUCGUCGUUCGAUCGUGAGAUGACGUCCGCCACCACGAGUGCCUCCGCCAUGGGCGUGCCAUCCAACGGUGCGGCGUCCGCCCCCGCGAUGACGCCGGUGACCCCGGCCAGUAUCAUGAAUCUGGGCAGACUUGGAAUCAACUCCGAUCAGGGUGCCACCAAGAAGAAAGACGGCAGCGGUAGGGCAAGGGCGUCGAGCAAGUCCGCUAACUUCGCCGAGCCGGGGCGGACGACCAGGUCGGCCGACAAGUCUACGAGCGUCCCGCUCGUCAGUCCGAGCCUCAAGCCAAUUCGUCCAGCCGGAAAUCAGGCAGUCGUUUCUACGAGCCCUUCUCCGUCGACGACGCAGCCCAUCGUCCAGUUCCGCAAGUCGUCGCACAAGGCCGCCGAGCAAAAGCGGCGCGACUCGCUCAAGACCACCUUCGACGACCUGCGCCUUUUACUCCCGCCCAUCCCGCUGCCCGCCGAGGACGAGCCGAUCCUCCCGGGCGCGAUGCCACCGCGCGGCCCGCCGAAGGGCAACUCAGAGGGCCCGAACCGCGCCGUGAGCAAGCUGCAGCUGCUCCGGUGCGGCAACGAGUACAUCAAGAUCCUCAAGGGCCGCGUCGACCGGCGCGACGAGGAGAUCGAGCGCCUCCGCAGCGAGGUGGCGCGCCUCAGGCUGGUCGUGGGCCCGGAGGCGGAGAACGGCGAGGAGGAGGUUGAUUUGGAGAGGGAUGUGGACGCGGUGGAGGCGGCGGGAGGCGGGGUGGGCCUCCUGCUCGGCCGCGCGUACCAUGGCCGCGAGGGCUCCCUGGCGGAGGUCGAGGAGGCAGAUGAGGAGGGCGGAGACUCAUAGCUCCCAAUGAACUUAUGAUAUCAGUUAUUUCGGGUUUUUGAAUGGUCGAGUGUCGGCAGAUAUACCAGAUACAUACGUAGAAAGACAUGUUGUAGAAUACGAGACAAUGAAUGGGCAUUGAGGUUGACGAAAAA
This is a messenger RNA of Fomitopsis serialis, 1891 nucleotides long. RefSeq lists its product as uncharacterized. The record is from RefSeq and is a predicted model, not a curated record. Gene Ontology annotation, molecular function: DNA-binding transcription factor activity; protein dimerization activity. The coding region runs from base 6 to 1757 and encodes 583 amino acids. Gene Ontology annotation, cellular component: RNA polymerase II transcription regulator complex. Lineage: Eukaryota; Fungi; Basidiomycota; Agaricomycetes; Polyporales; Fomitopsidaceae. Gene Ontology annotation, biological process: positive regulation of transcription by RNA polymerase II. The transcript is spliced from 8 exons.